Strongylus vulgaris is the source of this 783-nucleotide messenger RNA. NCBI's taxonomy places the organism in Eukaryota, Metazoa, Nematoda, Chromadorea, Rhabditida, Strongylidae. The record is from the annotation of a GenBank genome assembly.
AUGAAAGCUAAAUCUUAUAAAUACAUUGACACCAUCAAGGACAGAUACUCAAAAUGCAACCAGAGUAAGAAUUUUAUGCCAGAUAAUGAGAAAGUUACAUUGACAGGGCCGAGCUCGAUAUAUGGAUUUCUCAUACAUAGUUGUUUCGUCGAUGAUGGGCAAGGAAAUAAAUUUGAGCUUGUGGACGACAAAGGGUGCUCUACAGAUACCUAUCUUCUGCCACAGAUUCAGUAUGAUGACAGCAAAUUGUCAGCCUUCACUACUGCUCAAGUGUUCAAAUAUGCGGACAAGGUUCAACUAUAUUUUACCUGCACUGUGCAACUAUGUUACAAGCAUGAUGGUGGAUGUGAAGGAGUUAUGCCUCCUUCGUGUUCUACAGACUCACUGUCAGUUGGUGAACCAUAUCAAGGAUCUAACCUUGAACUAGACAAGGAUGACGAUGACAAUGAUUCCCACGAAGAUAAGCAAUUUUUCGGGCCUAUGCACUCCAGUGACUAUGGCCGGUCGAAGUAUAGGGACAGUCCGCUGAAUGAAACAGACAUGGGAGAACACUUUCUGGUUCAACUAUAUUUUACCUGCACUGUGCAACUAUGCUACAAGCAUGAUGGUGGAUGUGAAGGUGUUAUGCCUCCAUCGUGUUCUACAGACUCACUGUCGAAGUAUAGGGACAGCCCGCUAAAUGAAACAGACAUGGGAGAACACUUUCUUGUUUUCUCGAAUCAUUCAACCGCGUAUCCUGGCAUUACGCCAGUUUUAAGUUUCCUUUCUGAAGUGGAAAAGUAA